Messenger RNA from Miscanthus lutarioriparius, 228 nucleotides. Lineage: Eukaryota; Viridiplantae; Streptophyta; Magnoliopsida; Poales; Poaceae. The record is from the annotation of a GenBank genome assembly.
AUGGCCCCCGGCGGGCGCCGGCGCGUGUUUGCCACCUUCGCCGCUGCGGCGAUCGCUCUGAUGCAGAUCAGUUUUCUAGUGUUUCCGAUCAGCGCACAGCAAUCCAAUGGCUCAAGGGUUGUACCAGCAGAAGGUUACUGUUCCAUGUACGGCAUUUGUGCGCAACGAAGUGAUGGGAAGGUCUUAAACUGUGCGAAUGCAACCAAAGCUGUUAAGGUGACAAUAUGA